Messenger RNA from Daldinia vernicosa, 1737 nucleotides. Its product is annotated as HSF-type DNA-binding-domain-containing protein. The record is from RefSeq and is a predicted model, not a curated record. Gene Ontology annotation, molecular function: sequence-specific DNA binding; DNA-binding transcription factor activity. The coding region runs from base 1 to 1737 and encodes 578 amino acids. NCBI's taxonomy places the organism in Eukaryota, Fungi, Ascomycota, Sordariomycetes, Xylariales, Hypoxylaceae. Gene Ontology annotation, biological process: regulation of DNA-templated transcription. The transcript has 5 exons.
AUGGACGUUGCGACUGAGAGUGCGCCGCGAAACAUACCUAUCAACAAGGCUGACGAAAGCAUGGGUGCACGUACGGUUCCAAUCAUCACCACUCCUACGCCGAUGCCAACCAUAAAGAUGUCGGCUCCUUCGCCGUCGGGCGACCCUAUGGAUAUCACGCCAACUAACUCGUCAGCCCCGCAGAGUGCUAGGAAGAGCUCCGAGGGGGAAGGUAGCGAUUCUAAUGAUCGCCAAGGUUCCGCGCUAUCAGGAGAACAGAGCUCGAGUUUCGCUUCAACUACAAUGCCUGCGCCCGCCGCCGCGGCUGUUCACCAGCCGAAGAUAGUGCAGACUGCGUUUAUCCAUAAACUCUACAAUAUGUUAGAAGAUCCCAACAUACAACACUUAAUUAGCUGGUCUAGCUCCGCUGAGAGCUUCGUCAUGUCGCCUUCACAUGAUUUUUCUAAAGUUCUUGCCCAAUAUUUCAAGCACACGAAUAUAUCCUCUUUCGUCCGACAACUUAAUAUGUACGGCUUUCAUAAAGUAAGCGACGUAUUUCACACCGGAUCUCCAGAAACUGCGCUGUGGGAAUUUAAACAUGGCAAUGGGAACUUCAAGAAGGGCGACUUGGUUGGACUGCGUGAGAUCAAGCGACGAGCGUCUCGUCACACGCUAAUCCACCGGGACCACCGAGACUACAAUAACCAGAAGCCAACCCCGUCGCAGCCCGGUACUCCAGCAGAACCCAUGCCACCAAUUCAUGACGGCUCAGACCCGAGGCUUGCGAGCAUCGAGCACUCCUUGUACGAAGUCACGACUAGGCUGCAACGCAGCGAGGAGAAUGCUCAUUACAUGAACGUGAAGCAGCAAGCAAUGUCGGACGCGAUGAAUCGCUUGUUGCAACUAAAUCAAGAAUUAUCUAGAACAGUUCUGAGCCUCGUCCCGCCAGAAAAUCCUGUCCAUAGAGAUGUUCUAGCGCUGCAAGGCGAAAUUCAACGCCAGACCGAAUUCGUCCGAUCCAUCGACGAGCCACAUGAGCCAACCUUCCCGAAUAGCCGCCAGCUCUUUGCGAAUCUUGAAAAUCCCCCUGUAUCUCCCCGGCAGUUAGCUCAGGACGAUCAAAGGAGAAUAGGGGGAUACCCUCAAUCUCGAACGAAUUUUUACCGACCUCCAGUAUCUUCUAAUCUCGCAAUUAGCUCUUCCAAUGUUGCGAUAAGCUCACGUCGAUCACAUGGGUCGAUUAGCGGGAGCACAACCCAGUCAUCGCCUUCUCCCCUCCGAUCUCAAGCACCGCCACCUCCUCCUGGGCCUCAUCCGCUUGCUACCGUUGAACCCCCACCGAGCAGCUUGUCCAGGCGGCACACCUCGGCCGAUAUCCGAGCUGCUGGGUGGCAAGUCAACCCGCCGCCGUACAUCUCUUCUGGCCCGCCUUCGUCUCACUGGCCCUCUUCCCCUAACCGAGGCGCCCAAGACGAGCAACGUAUCCGCGACCCGCCGCCUCAUUACUCACUAUCCCGACCUGCUACCCCACCAGCUCCUUUUUCAAACGGUAGUAUCGGGAAUGGAUUAGAAAGUCUCAAUAACUGGUCCUGGAAUGGAGCCAACCGAGAAAACAAGAACCUCUCAAUCAAAGACAUGUCUGCUCCCCCAACCAGGAGGGGAAGUAUGGCACAUAUUCUUAACCCAACCGAUACAGUAGAACGAGACGACGAGGACGACCCUCGAGGAGACGACGAUCGGAAGCGAAAGCGCAUAUAA